Vanrija pseudolonga is the source of this 1620-nucleotide messenger RNA. RefSeq lists its product as uncharacterized. Bases 1 to 1620 code for a protein of 539 amino acids. The transcript has 2 exons. The record is from RefSeq and is a predicted model, not a curated record. NCBI's taxonomy places the organism in Eukaryota, Fungi, Basidiomycota, Tremellomycetes, Trichosporonales, Trichosporonaceae.
AUGGACUACACCGCCUAUCCACACAUCUUGGACGCAGUGCUUGCUCACUCCGACUGGCAGACACUGCAGGCCAUGCGCCUCACCUCCAAGACGCUCAACGACAAGGUCUGCAAAUUGAUCUACCGCCACGUCGUCAUCAAGGACGACUGGCACCCAGCCCAGCUCGUCGUUCGUGAAGCGUACUUCCACAGGCCCCUUUUCGCCCUCGAUCGAGACUCUGGCAGCGUCCGCCCCUCCCCUCGCUACCAGGGAGAGGAUAUCGGCCCAAGGGUUUCGGCAGAGGACGGCCUGGAGCGCCUGCGCAAGUACACGCGCAUAUACACCGGUGACUGGGAACACAGCCGGGGGCUGGCGUGGAACGCCAUCCAACCCGCCCUUGCUCAUGCCGAGGUCGUUCGCGAACAGCUUUCGGCCGUUGUCCCCAAGCCCCUUCCUUACCGCCAGGCGACCGUCUUCCUCUCGCUCAACACUCGAGAGCCCCUCCCCGGAAGCGUCCACGGCCGCCAUUUCGUCUUCACCCACGGCCUCCAGCCCCCCGGCCAGAUGGUGGUAGUCGUCAGCAACCGCCAGGACCGUCGGCGAUUUGGCCACCAGCACCCGUGUUGUCCCAAGCUCGAGGCCCUCUGUCACACUAUGGACGGCCUCAUGGGGGGCUUCUCGAUCAGCAUCACCAGCGUGGUGCUCAUAAGGAACGACAGCAGCCUGCCCCCAGCCCCAUACUGGGACACGUUCAUCACGCAGGUUCAGAGCACGGGGAACGCGAGGAUCAACAGUGGGGAUGUUCCGAACGCAACUCCGAUCACCUUCUUGCACACCACGCCAGACGAGUACCAGGCGGCCACUGGCAUGAGCGACUCGGAGCUCCACAUGCUGUUGACCCUUCCGAAUGUCAAGAUGCCAGUUCCACCCGUGUGGGCAGUGCCCGGGGGAUACACUCGUCCUCUCGACCCCUACCACCACAAGCCCUUGAUCAUCCUCGACCGCAAGGUUCCCGCGUCCCAGCGACUCCACGUGGCGGAAGACGACGAGCGCAACACCCCCUCGGCCACACCGGUGUGGAAGCAGGCGCUGGAGCGACUAAUCAAGCACACCCGUAUCCUCGACUUCCAGCAGGUCACCCCCUCCAGCGACCGGUCAUACCUCGCUCACUGGCGCACGGCCCUCGAACCCCUUGUCGCCAAGGUCAACAUUCGGCGCGAGGUGUCGGUGGGCUCUCCAUUCGCCUCCCUGCCGCCCCACGCUCAGCACCAGCAAUCCCUCAUGCUGUACAUCCGCACAGGCGACCUUACGACGGGUGAGUUCGCGACGUCGCACUACACCACGACGCGACUGGUCACCCGCGGCCCCUGCAAAACCCAUGCGCGAGAGAAGCCAUCCCGGCUCGGCGGUGCCGCUGGGCUGGACGGGCGGCGACGUGUCGCUGUCGUCACCGGGGCCGUCGGUGUCCUUGGGAGGAGCGCGAACGCGGCUGGAGCCGCGGCCAGAGGCAGAGGCCUUAUGGUUCUUGCGAGGGCUGUGGCGCUUCACCUCCUCCCUGCCGCUCCUGUUGCCGCUCCUGCUCUUGACGUCCUUCCAGCCCUUGUCGUCCUUAUCGUCGGCUCGGGUGGUGUUCAGGUUUGA